Oncorhynchus masou masou (cherry salmon) is the source of this 2305-nucleotide messenger RNA. RefSeq names its product zinc finger protein 664-like. Bases 729 to 1958 code for a protein of 409 amino acids. The record is from RefSeq and is a predicted model, not a curated record. The transcript has 3 exons. NCBI's taxonomy places the organism in Eukaryota, Metazoa, Chordata, Actinopteri, Salmoniformes, Salmonidae.
UAAAAAUGUCAACAUAAUUCCACUUUGACAUUAUGUGCUAUUGUGUGUAGGCCAGUGACACAAAAUCUCAAUUGAAUCCAGGCUGUAACAACAAAAUGUGGGGAAACAUCAUUGGAUGUGAAUACUUUCUGAAGGCUCUGUACAUGCUUAAUAGUUACUAUAGCGACAGGGCAGCAAUACCGAUUCUUAAUACUUCUACACCGUAAUAUAGGGCUGGGCGAUAUGACGAUAUAUAGCGUGUGACGAUAGAAACACGUCUUUAUUUCCUUGUCGCAAAUUACACUUGACGGCAAUAUUUUUCGUCAAUCGCACCACGCUUUGUGUGCGGUGUGGAAGGAAAUUGGCAACACAAACAAACCUGGAGGAGAGUGAACGUGACACGGAGCCCGCCCUCUGCGAAAUAUGCCGCAGGCUGGUCCCAACAACAGGCUCAAGCACCACUAACCUCUACCACCUACUCAAGAAUCAUGUGAAACAGUACGGAGUCUACGGAUGAGACCCCAAAAAGUACCGUCGAGUGCUCAAAACAAACCCCCGACUCAGACGUUGCAAGAGGCUUUUGCCCGCAGCACUCCAUAUGGCAAAGAACCACGAAGAUGGAAGGAGAUAACAGCUGCAGUUACAACUUACAUCUGUAAAGACAUGGCCCCAAUUUACACGUCGAGAAACGGGGGUUUCAUCAGUGGUGUUAACACUCGACCCAAGAUCCACCUACCUUCUAGCCUGCCAUGGCUGAGCCCAAGUCCACAGAGUCCCCAGGUUCUGGCUGUUGUGUUCCAUCACAGAGAAGCUCACAGCAGGGUCCAGAGAUGGUGUCAGUGAAGCUGGAAGACUGCAGUCAAACACUGGAACUCAAUGUGAUUGUCAAAGAGGAAGAAGAGGAGACAGAAAUCCAAGAAGAGGUGGAGGAGAGAGCUGUCAAAGAAGAAGUGGAGGAAAGAGCAGUCAAAGAAGAAGAAGUGGAGGAAAGAGCAGUCAAAGAAGAAGAAGAGGAGGAAAGAGCAGUCAAAGAAGAGGAGGAGGAAAGAGCAGUCAAAGAAGAAGAAGAGGAGGAGGAAAGAGCAGUCAAAGAAGAGGAGAACAGGGAAGUGUCUGCUCCAGAUCUAGAGGAAGAGGAGGAAGUAGAUAGUAUCACUGACUCAGGAGAGAGCUCCAACCCAGGUUCAGACAGUGAGCCCAGUUCCACAGCAUCAGGAAACCAUAAACAACACAGACGGAGGAACUCAGGACAGAAACAUCACCACUGCAUGGACUGCUUCACUAGUUUCUAUGAUCCAGAGGAGUUGAGAAGGCACACUUGUAGGCCCCACCCCUGCUCAGAUUGCAGAGGCAGUUUUAUUUGUCCAACUCACCUCAAAUCAAAACCGACAAAAAAAAGAAAGACACACCCAUGUGGUCAAUGUGGAAAGAGUUUUCAGACCCCAAGCAAACUAAACAUACACCAGCGAACUCACACAGGGGAGAAACCUUUCCAUUGCUCUGUUUGUGGGAAGAGUUUCUCUCUUUCACAGAACUUAAAUAGACACCAAAUAACUCACACAGGAAAGAAGCCUUUCCUCUGCUCUCAGUGUGGGAAGAGUUUCAGUCAUUCAUCAACUCUGAAGACACACCAGCUAAUUCACACAGGAGAGAAGCAUCAUCACUGCUCUCAGUGUGGGAAGGGUUUCAGUCGGGCAGGAGACCUAACGAGACACCAGUUCACUCACACAGGAAAUAAACUUUUCCACUGCUCUCAAUGUGGGAAUGGUUUCAGUCGAGUAGCAGCCCUGAAGGUACACCAGCAAACUCACACCGGAGAGAAGCCUUACCACUGCUCUGUUUGCGGGAUGAGCUUUUCCCUUUUACAGACCCUAAAUAGACACCAGCUUACACACACAAGAGAGAAGCCUAAUCACUGCUCUGAGUAUGAGAAAGGUUUCGGACACUCAUCAAAUCUAACGACAUAUCUGUUAAAGUGAGUUCGGCUGCUUUUGUAAUGGGAAUAGGACCCCCCCCCCCCCAAAAUAGGACAGGGGUUCUGACAUUAACAUCCACACAACUUGUCUCUGGUCAUCUGGAUCACUGCUCAGCGGUUACCUAACCUAUUGUUUUACCACUUCAACCCUGGGUAACAUCUUAUAAACCUUGAGUAUCGUGUAAUAAACACUGAAUGUUAAUAAAUGAUGGUAAUCAUGGGUAUAAUAGGUAGAUAUUUGUGGAGGUGAAGGAAGAAUAGGUGACAACCUUUUAACUUGGGUGUCAUGUUAUAAACACUGUAGCUAUAUUAUGAAAUAAAAAUGAUAGUGGCAAAAGUAGAGGAUUCAAA